This is a messenger RNA of Cornus florida, 471 nucleotides long. Its product is annotated as disease resistance protein RPV1-like. Gene Ontology annotation, biological process: signal transduction. Bases 1 to 471 code for a protein of 156 amino acids. Lineage: Eukaryota; Viridiplantae; Streptophyta; Magnoliopsida; Cornales; Cornaceae. The transcript has a single exon. The record is from RefSeq and is a predicted model, not a curated record.
AUGGCAGCUUCCUUUGUUUACGAUGUGUUCUUGUCUUUCAGCGGUGUUGAUACUCGCAAUAAAUUUACGGGCCACCUCUUGGCUGCUUUGGAUCGGCAUGGUUUUAACAUAUUCAGAGAUGACACUAAACUCAGAAGAGGAGAAGAAAUUGGUCCCGGAUUGCUCAAAGCAAUUAAGCAAUCUAGGAUUUCUGUUAUUGUAUUCUCGGAAAACUAUGCUUCCUCAAAAUGGUGCCUUGAUGAGCUUGUAAAGAUUAUGAAUUGCAAGGAGGAACUCAAUCAGAUUGUUAUUCCAAUCUUCUAUGACGUCCAACCCUCCGACGUUCGGUCACAGAGGGGUUGUUAUGCAAAAGCAUUUGCCAAUCACAGAAAGCGGUUCAACUUGGAAUCGGUGAAGAAAUGGAGGUUGGCUCUAACUCAAGCUGCCAAUUUGUCCGGUUACGUCCUGCAAAAUGAGGCCAAUCGGUACUAA